UGAAGGACAGAUGUCACUCUGUCAUUCUUCCACUGGAACUAUUUUUUUCCCCCUCCAGAACCGCUCCAUGACAUGACCGUCCUGUCCUGCUGUGUGACAAUCACUCCCCUCCCUCCCUCCCUCCUCCUCUCAGCGCAGGAACAAAAAGACAUCUGAGCUAUGUGUGGAUGGGGAAGAAAAAUCACAGCACUUUGUGCAGCGCGGCGGCCACAUCCACCUCCACCUCCACCUCCAGCGCUCCGGUUUCACAGAGUCUCUGACAGGCGGAGCGCUUUUUACGCAUCGCCUCCAGUCCUGCGAGGCAUUGGAGACAUUGUUUAGUAGUAAGUAGACUCCUGAGAAGACAGUAGACUCCUGAGAAGACACCGGAGCGGCGCAGUCUCUCAUAACUGGAUACCUGAGUCCAAAAGGUGCUGAGACUACAAAGAAGCCAGAGACAGGACACCGGCCAGAGAACAUUUUGGAUUUUGGCCUGCGUAAAAAGAAAACCCGAGGAGGAGGAGGCGCCUCUUCGUCACGUUGAAGCAGAACCGCUUUAGAUGGAUUCUUCAUGUCUGCUUCAGCCUCAGUGGACACAUCCUGCUCUGAACACUUACAAGCCGUGACAGUGAGGUGUAAAACAUGACGCAUCGCAGCGUAUGGAUAGCAGAAAACAUGAGCUGCGCCCAGCGUGGAAGAAGAAGAGGAAGAAGAAGAAGAAGAAGCGUCUCUCCUGUCCUCUCCGGUGCGCACUUGGAGCAGAAUGCGCACAGGACAGCUGCUGCUGGUGGGACCAGAUGGAGGGUUCGGAGGAAGGAUAGACAGGAGAUUACCUCUGUCAUAUCAGCAAAGGCCAAGGUGCUGCUGUGGGUGCUCCUUUCUCUGCUGCCUCUAGUGGAAGGAGCUCAUAUGAAAGCCGUUGCUGCUGGUGCGGGAUCAGACUCGGGCCACGCCGUGGGCCUGCUGGCAGGCCAGGAGGAGCGAGAGCUUCCUGUGACGCUGCCAGAGGUGGUGGAGGACGAGGAGCAGGAAGACCAAAGCGACCCUUACUCCACUUGGCACGCUCUAUAUGACCCCUUUGUAACAGAAGAGAUGGAUGACCAUCCCAGUAGUCGCUGGGCGGGGCGCUCUCCACGCUCCUCUGACCCCUCAGAACCUACACCCAAUGGAACGCCAAAGAAAAAGAAGAAGAGGAAGAAGAAAGAAAAGGAGGAAGAGGAAGAGACAGGAAGAGCAGAUAGAAGGGGUAAAGGUAGGAGCAGGCAGCCGAAGCAGAGCAGCAGGGACUGCCGCGUGGAGAAGAGAGAGAUGAAGGUCCGGGACCUCGGCCUGGGGUUCGACUCGGAUGAGAUUGUCCUCUUCAAGUUCUGCGUGGGCUCCUGCCAGUCUUUGAGAACAAACUACGACCUGGCGCUGAAGGCGCUGCUGGAGAACGGCUCGCUGCCCCGGCGCACCGCCCGCAAGGUCAGCAACCACCCCUGCUGCCGGCCCGACCGGUACGAGCCGGUUUCCUUCAUGGACGCCCAGACCACGUGGAGGACCAUCCAGUCGCUAUCGGCCGCCAGCUGCAUGUGUAUGGGCUGAAGACGUGAAUGAGGGAGAAGGUGACGGGGAGGAGGGGUGUCACCCAUCCUGGACAGAGAGGAGGCUCAGGGUGAGGAAGGCCCGGGUGCAGGGAAGAGCCAGGCGGCGGCGCCGUAUCACACACAGAGAGCAAGGAAGUGACGGAUCCUGUGGUGUAUCUCCUGUUGAGGAGGAAGAGGUCUGGGUGCAGCUGGACGAUUGAGGUCAAAGGUCAGAAUCAGAGACGGAGGGGGAAGUCAUCAGGGAAUCACAGUCUGGAUUUAUUGUUGCGUCUUCAAAGAGUGAAUUGUUUUCAACUGAAUAACUGGUAACUAAUGUACUCCAGUUUAUACACAUAAAAGAGACUAUAUGUGAACAUUUUGAUUUUAUAUGGGCAAGACCUGAAGGCUGAAGCUCAAGAAACAUAAAAAAGGACGGACACUGUGUUUAUAUUCUAACUAAAAAAAAAAAGACUGCUACGAUGUUCACUAUUACUCACAGUGAAACUCCUCCCAAAAGUAUAUCAUUAUUUUUCCACAUAAAAACAG
This is a messenger RNA of Sebastes umbrosus (honeycomb rockfish), 2090 nucleotides long. RefSeq names its product glial cell line-derived neurotrophic factor. The transcript has 5 exons. The record is from RefSeq and is a predicted model, not a curated record. Bases 622 to 1563 code for a protein of 313 amino acids. NCBI's taxonomy places the organism in Eukaryota, Metazoa, Chordata, Actinopteri, Perciformes, Sebastidae. Gene Ontology annotation, molecular function: growth factor activity; glial cell-derived neurotrophic factor receptor binding; receptor tyrosine kinase binding.